AUGGCCAUGCCUGACCGAGACUGCUACUCGGAGGACGAUGGAGUUUCCCUUUCUUUGAAUAAAACUAACCAGUGCCUGGAAGAUUUGCUGAAAUCGUUGAUUUUCCACGGCACCGAGGUGGAUAACGACGGCUCCAAGGUCAUCAGGAUCCUGAUCUCCAUUGUGUACUCUGUGGUGUGUGCCAUGGGGCUGAUCGGCAAUCUUCUGGUGCUCUACCUCCUGCAGGCCAACAAGAAGAAGUCCACAAUGACCAUCUUGGUCAUGGGCCUGGCUGUGACCGACAUCCAGUUCGUGUUGACCCUACCUUUCUGGGCAGUGGAUACGGCCAUGGACUUCAGUUGGCCUUUCGGCCGUGUCAUGUGUAAGGUGGUGUCCUCGGUGACGGUGAUGAGCAUGUACGCCAGCGUCUUCUUCCUGGCCGUGAUGAGCAUCACCCGGUACUGCUCGGUGUCCCAGUCGCUGAAGAUGAGGAGAAGGUCCUCCACAUACUGGGACAGGUUGACCUGCAUCUUCAUCUGGGGUUUGGCUUGUGUGGCAACGCUCCCCCAGGCCACCUACUCCACCACCAUCGUGCUCCCCACCGAAGAGCUGUGCAUCACCAAGUUUCCGGAGGUUCACAGCAAUCCCCAGUUUUGGUUUGGGGUCUACCAGGCGCUGAAGGUCUUGGUUGGCUUCAUCCUUCCCCUCGCCAUCAUCUCCGCCUCUUACCUCCUGUUGCUGCGUUUCGUCAACAGCAAAGAAAUGAGCAGCAAUAACCCAAAGAGAACGUCCAGGGUCACCAAAUCCGUCACCAUCGUGGUGUUGGCCUUCUUCAUCAGCUGGUUGCCCAACCAAGCCAUCACUCUCUGGAGUGCCUUCAUCAAGCUGAACGUGGUCCACUUCAGUGUUGCCUUUUACAACACCCAGGCGUACAUCUUCCCUGUAACCGUCUGCCUGGCUCACAGUAACAGCUGUCUCAACCCGGUGCUCUACUGCCUGAUCAGGAGAGAGUUCCGGGUAGCUGUCCGCGACCUGGUGCUGAAAGUCACCCGCGUCCGCCGCAUCCGCGCGUCCCAGUCGAGCGGGCCGCCCGGCAAGAAGAGGCAGCUGCCGGUCACCAUCUCCAUGACAAGGUGCGAGAACCCGGCCUCUGGCGUCCCCAGACGUGUCCACAAGUCUUACCGGCAGAGUCAAGGAGAGCGGGAUGGGAUUGGUGUGGACAUCUACUGCUCAGCUUUUAUUACUGAGCCCAAGGUUCAGAGCACUGGACCUUCGGGGAAUCAAUGCAGGAAACAAUCCUCGCAGUAA
This is a messenger RNA of Pristis pectinata (smalltooth sawfish), 1287 nucleotides long. Its product is annotated as relaxin-3 receptor 1-like. The transcript has 2 exons. Gene Ontology annotation, biological process: immune response; G protein-coupled receptor signaling pathway. Lineage: Eukaryota; Metazoa; Chordata; Chondrichthyes; Rhinopristiformes; Pristidae. The coding region runs from base 1 to 1287 and encodes 428 amino acids. Gene Ontology annotation, molecular function: G protein-coupled receptor activity. Gene Ontology annotation, cellular component: membrane. The record is from RefSeq and is a predicted model, not a curated record.